CCAGGUUCUACAGCUGAGUAUCAGACACACCCUGACCUCUGACCUCUGACCCCUUAACUCUGACCCCUGAAGGAGCCAUGAACCGUCUCCACAACUCUCUGGGUCCCCCUGAAUCCAUCAGUCCGUCUGCAUCUCCGUCUUCUCGCCGUGGCCACAGUGAAGAAGAAGAGGAGGAGGAUCUGAAUAAAGCGUUCGAUGUUCAGGGUUUUCAGCAGAUCCUUCGCCCUGCAGCUCGCAGCCCGCCUGAGAAACUCCGAGUCUACGACGAGCAGGACUUUGAAGAUCACCGUCACUUUUCCCUCCAAGUCCAUCACCCUCUGUCCAAACCCCCCGCUGACAGCCGGAGGAAGAGGACCAAUGAGGGGAGGAAGGAGGGGAGGCGAGGCUCCGCCCCCAAUGCUGCCGCCACCAUAGAAGAAGGCCAGGAGGACGAGGACGGCGAGGAAGAGGUCUUCAGUCUGAAUGAAACAGAGGAGCAGCACCAAACGCCCACCAGUGACCCGCCCAUCGCCUCGUCCAAUCACAGCGCUCUCUCACCUGGCUGCGUCGCGACGACCGUUGCUGCUGAUGACCCCGACGAGGCAGAGACGCUGAUGUCUGUCGACCUGGACGGCAUCAAGAGUCACCGAUUGGACGACGUCCCGGCUGUGCGGCGUCACCUGGUAAGGCGCAGCUCCAGAGGGCCGAUCGUCCACGCCACCAAAGAUCCAAUCAGCAGCCGGACGCCGUCACACGCCCAACCGGACCGCACGCCUCACGAGGUGUUUGUGGAGCUGAACGAGCUGGUGAUCGACCGGAACCAGGAGCUGCAGUGGAGAGAGACGGCUCGAUGGAUCAAGUUUGAGGAGGAGGUGGAGGAAGAGACGGAGCGCUGGGGAAAACCUCACGUCGCCUCGCUGUCUUUCCGCUCGCUGCUGGAACUCCGAAAAACCAUCUCGCACGGUGCGGUGCUGCUGGACCUGAAGCAGAAGACGCUGCCCGGGAUCGCCCAGCAGGUGGUGGAGCAGAUGGUGAUCUCAGAUCAGAUCACAGCUGAAGACCGAAACAACGUCUUCAGAGCUCUGCUGCUCAGACACAGUCACCCCAGUGAUGAGAAAGAUCACAGCUGGUUCAGUAAGAACAUCUCUGCAGCCAACAUCGCCUCCCUGAUGGACAGACACAGCGGCCAAUCAGAGCCCUCCGUCACUCUACCCAAUCACAGAGAGGCUGACGGAGAGAACAACCAGAGAGAAGCUCCCUCCAGAUCCAAACAUGAGGUGAAGCUGAUGGAGAAGAUCCCCGAGAGAGCCGAGGCCACCGUCGUCCUCGUGGGCAGCGUGGGCUUCUUGCAGCAGCCCUCCAUGGCGUUCGUGCGUCUGCAGGAAGCGGUCCUGCUGGAGUCCGUCCUGGAGGUUCCAGUCCCCGUGAGGUUCCUCUUCCUGCUGCUCGGCCCGCCCACCGCCAACAUCGACUACCACCAGGUCGGACGCUCCAUCUCCACGCUCAUGUCUGACAAGCACUUCCACGAGGCGGCGUACCAGGCGGACGAGCGGCAGGAUCUGCUGUCGGCCAUCAACCGGUUUUUGGACUGCAGCGUCGUCUUGCCGCCCUCUGACGUCGUCGGGGGCGACGAUCUGCUCCGCUCCGUCGCUCGCUUCCAGAGAGAAAUGCUCCGGAAAAGAGAAGAACAGAGCGGCAAACUGCUGGAGAAACAGGCCAGCAUUCAGGACGAUGAAGACUCCCCCGUUCUCUCCAAACCUGGCGAGGAGCCUCUGAGACGCUCCGGCCGUCUGUUCGGGGGUCUGAUCGCUGACGUGACGCGGCGCUACCCGCAGUACCUCAGCGACAUCCGGGACGCCCUGAACCCGCAGUGCAUGGCCGCCGUCAUCUUCAUCUACUUCGCCGCGCUGUCGCCUGCCAUCACCUUCGGGGGACUGCUGGGUGAGAAAACAGAGGGUCUGAUUGGCGUUUCGGAGCUGAUAGUUGCCACGGCGAUGCAGGGGAUAGUGUUCAGCGUGCUGGGUGCUCAGCCUCUGCUGGUGAUUGGCUUCUCUGGACCGCUGCUGGUGUUCGAAGAGGCCUUCUACACUUUUUGUAGAGAUAACGGCAUCGAGUACCUGACGGGGCGGGUGUGGAUCGGUUUCUGGCUGGUGCUGAUUGUUCUGGUCAUCGUGGCGAUGGAGGGAAGCAUCCUGGUUCGCUUCGUGUCCCGUUUCACUCAGGAGAUCUUCUCCUUCCUCAUCUCCCUCAUCUUCAUCUACGAGACCUUCGCCAAACUCAUCAAGAUCUUUCAGGAGCAUCCGCUCCAAAACUGUUACCAUGGCAACAACACAGCAUCUCCGUCUCCGUGCAACGCCACCGCCGCCGGGGAUUCUGGGAGCGUUGUGGGAGAACCGAACACGGCCCUGCUGUCGUUCGUUCUCAUGGUGGGAACGUACUUCAUCGCUUUCUACCUGCGCAAGUUCAAGAACAGCUCCUUCUUCCCUGGCAAGCUGCGAAGGAUCAUUGGAGAUUUCGGGGUUCCCAUAGCGAUCCUCAUCAUGGUGCUGGUGGACUACAGCGUGGAGGACACGUACACUCAGAAACUGAACGUGCCCAGUGGGUUCUCGGUGUCCAGCCCGGAGAAGCGUGGUUGGUUGAUUUCCCCUCUGGGGUCAGACGGCCAGUUUCCUGUCUGGAUGAUGGCGGCCAGCGUCCUGCCGGCCAUCCUCGUCUUCAUCCUCAUCUUCAUGGAGUCGCAGAUCACAGCGCUGAUCGUCAGUAAGAAGGAGCGAAUGCUGGUGAAGGGAACUGGUUUUCACCUGGACCUGCUCAUCAUCGUGGUGGUGGGCGGAGUCUCUGCACUGUUCGGGUUGCCGUGGUUAUCGGCCGCCACCGUUCGCUCCGUCACCCACACCAACGCCCUCACUGUUAUGAGCAAAGCCGUCGCCCCCGGAGACAAGCCGCGCAUCCAGGAAGUCAAGGAGCAGAGGGUGACGGGUUUCCUGGUCGCUGUUUUAGUCGGUCUGUCCAUCGUGAUCGGGGAGGUUCUGCGUCAGAUUCCUCUGGCUGUCCUGUUUGGGAUCUUCCUCUACAUGGGCGUGAUGUCUCUGAACGGGAUCCAGCUCACUGAGCGCCUCAUCCUGCUGCUGAUGCCUCCGAAGUACCACCCCGACCACAACUACGUCCGCAAGGUGCGGACAUUGAGGAUGCACCUGUUCACCGUCGUCCAGCUGACCUGUCUGUCUCUCCUGUGGGUCGUCAUGGCGACGGCAGCGGCGCUGGCGUUCCCCUUCAUGCUGCUGCUGACCAUCCCGGUGAGGAUGCUACUACUGCCGCGCCUCUUCAACCGCCGAGAGCUGCAGAGCUUGGACGCUGAUGAUGUCGAGCCUCAGCUGGAGGAGAAGGAGGGUCAGGACGAGUACUCCCAGCUGCAGAUGCCCGUGUGAUUGGUCCAUCCAGCUCCUUCAUUAGCAUAUCUGACCUGUAUCCCGUAGCAACGCUGGGCAGGCGGACUGAACAUGCUUCUGAAAUCACGUUUUUAUAAAUCUUUGUAUUUUCUGUUUCUCUGUCCGUCUGACCGACACAUUAUGUUUUAAAGAUCACACUAACUGUCUGCUCUGUCUUCCUGAUGUCUCUGUCUAUCAUUAAAGGCACAUUUUAUCUUUAAAUUAAGAUUCUUGGCAUAUUUACUU
Molecule: messenger RNA, 3653 nt
Organism: Sander lucioperca (pikeperch)
Lineage: Eukaryota; Metazoa; Chordata; Actinopteri; Perciformes; Percidae
Product: anion exchange protein 2-like
Exons: 21
Coding region: 78-3407 (1109 amino acids)
Biological process (GO): transmembrane transport; monoatomic anion transport; bicarbonate transport
Cellular component (GO): basolateral plasma membrane; plasma membrane; apical plasma membrane
Molecular function (GO): monoatomic anion transmembrane transporter activity; solute:inorganic anion antiporter activity
Source: RefSeq, a predicted model, not a curated record